Messenger RNA from Puntigrus tetrazona (Sumatra barb), 942 nucleotides. Its product is annotated as olfactory receptor 1D2-like. The transcript has 2 exons. The record is from RefSeq and is a predicted model, not a curated record. Lineage: Eukaryota; Metazoa; Chordata; Actinopteri; Cypriniformes; Cyprinidae. Gene Ontology annotation, molecular function: G protein-coupled receptor activity; olfactory receptor activity. Gene Ontology annotation, cellular component: membrane. The coding region runs from base 1 to 942 and encodes 313 amino acids. Gene Ontology annotation, biological process: G protein-coupled receptor signaling pathway.
AUGCCUACAGAAAACGUGAUGCAGCCACAGCUGGAGAAUGACUCCAGUGUCCUAGUAUUUACACUCUCCGGUCUCAAUGAAACAAUGGAAAACAGAUAUGUGUUUUUUUCUUUUACUUCACUGUUUUAUCCAUUGAUGGUAUUUUGUAACGUAACAGUAAUUUUCACUAUAAUCUCACAUAAGAAACUUCACGAGCCAAUGUAUCUGUUUAUCUGUAAUUUAUGCUUAAAUGGACUUUUUGGCACUUCUGGAUUCUACCCUAAAUUCAUGUACGAUUUAUUAUCAUAUGAUCAUGUGAUUUCUUAUGUUGGAUGUAUGAUUCAGAUAUUUGUCAUUUAUUCAUCUGCUUUAUGUGACUUUUCAACAUUAACAGUGAUGGCAUAUGACAGAUAUGUGGCAAUAUGUAGACCAUUGGAGUAUCAUUCAGUAAUGACGAGUAAGAGGGUUCUUCAGUGUAUCCUUUUCUGUUGGUUCACUCCAUUUUUGUGCAUGUCUGUUCUAAUUAUAUUAAUUGCUAGACUCACUUUAUGUGGCUCUACUGUUGAAAAGUUAUACUGUGAGAUUUGGGCAGUUGCAAAACUUUCAUGUUUUUCUACAACUUUAAAUAAUGUGUUUGGGUACAUAGUUAUUCUUGCAUACUUUGGACAUGCAAUAUUGAUAUUUUGCUCAUACAUUCACUUGAUUAAAAAGUGCAGAAAGUCAAUAGAGGGAAGACACAAAUUCAUACAAACAUGUGUACCGCAUCUGCUUUCCCUGAUCAAUGUGACUACUGCAUUGUUAUUUGAUGUACUUUACAGUCGUUAUGGCUCAAAGAAUUUGCCACAAGGUGUGCGUAAUUUUAUGGCCCUUGAAUUUCUUACUCGUGCCACCUAUUUUAAAUCCCCUUAUUUAUGGCCUAAAUUUAAAAGCAGUAAGGCAGCAAGUUAUUGGAUUGUUUUUUAA